Doryrhamphus excisus (bluestripe pipefish) is the source of this 1730-nucleotide messenger RNA. Its product is annotated as monoacylglycerol lipase abhd6-B-like. Gene Ontology annotation, molecular function: monoacylglycerol lipase activity. Gene Ontology annotation, biological process: acylglycerol catabolic process. Gene Ontology annotation, cellular component: membrane; AMPA glutamate receptor complex. The record is from RefSeq and is a predicted model, not a curated record. Lineage: Eukaryota; Metazoa; Chordata; Actinopteri; Syngnathiformes; Syngnathidae.
GUGAAGAUGAAAGCUUUUUGAGUCAUUUGGGUGAGACGAAGUUAACCGUAAAGGGAGAAGACAAGCGGUCAAUGGCGGACACGGAACACCGGUGACACAUUGAGGAGAAAUCACCCAGCGCAGCAAUGGAGGAGAGCGUUACUGUGAAGAUACUUCUGUCCGUUCUGGUGCUUCCUGUUUUGGCUUUCUUCACAUCCUUGUGCUUCUGGCCCGGUGUUGUCAUCAAGGCAUAUAAUUGGUUUUGGCAUCGCAAGCUGGGGCUGACGGUCCGUUACUCCUACAGCGGGAGUUACCGCUUCUGUUAUUUAUGCCGUGGGACACCAGGGGGCGUAACACCGUCAUUGUUACUGCUGCACGGCUUCUCCGCCGGCAAAGACAUGUGGCUACCCUUCGUCAAGCACCUCCCCACAAACCAGCAUGUGGUGUGUGUGGACAUGCCGGGACAUGAAGGGACGAGUCGCACCGGCGUUGAGGACUAUAGCAUUCAAGGCCAGGUUGCCCGAAUCCACCAGUUUGUGCAAAGUAUAGGUCUGGUCAAAAGACCAUUUCACCUGGUGGGGACAUCGAUGGGGGGUAAUGUUGCAGGGGUGUACGCUGCCACCUACCCCGCUCAGCUGUCUGGCCUCACCUUGAUGUGCCCGUCAGGUUUGGUCUAUCCCACAGAUUCUGAGUUUAUCAGCCAGCUGCGGGAGCUGGAGAAGAAUCCGGAACAGGAGUCCAUACCCCUGAUUCCAUCCACUCAUCAAGAACUGGAGGAGAUGUUGCAGCUGUGCUGCUACGCCCCACUUAAGCUGCCUCGACAGGUCCUGCGCGGUCUCCUUGACAACAGGAUCCACCAUAAUGGUUUUUAUAGAGAAGUGUUUAUGGAACUGGUUGAUGAAAAGUCUCGUUAUUCGCUGCAAGAAAAUCUCCAUUUGAUCACAUCGCCUCUGCAGGUUCUUUGGGGGAAACAAGACAAGGUUUUGGAUGUUUCCGGAGCGUCUGUGCUGGAGGCCGCGGUGCCCAACUGUCAGGUGGCUCUGAUAGACAACUGUGGUCAUACAAUAGCGUUGGAGCGGCCCAGAAAGGCCGCUAAGCUCAUCAUGGAUUUCCUGACUGUACAAAAAGCCGACAGAGACACUGAAAAACAUUCCUGAUGUUCUGCACGGGAGACUGAUUCUCAUUGACAAAAUGAAUCAAAUCAAUCAAAAAAGAAUCAUUUUUUUGUUAUAAAGUGUUGGGAGUAAUGCACUGUUUUCCGGUAAUAACCAACUUAAUUACUAUUUAGUAGAAAUAGUAACAAACAAGGGGUGCUGCUGGUCACCAGGCAAGGCAGGCAACUGCUUGGGGCCCCAUUCAGUUUGGGGGUCCGGGGUGGCUGCCAACUUAAACUUCUACAGCAGUGGCACUAUGCAAAAGGGCCUCAUGUGAAUUAUUGCAGAGGGCCCGAACAGAGUCUUGGUAACUCUGACUAAAGCUAAUCAUAUUUUAUUAAGUCAUUUGCCCAACACUGUUUAUAAAUGAUUACAUUUGAUUUUGUGUAUGUAAUGAAAGAUGUCUCCAUGCACAGUGUUACGUCUUGGGACAAUUUAUGAAGGUUUAAUAUAAUAAUUGUACACACAAUUUAUUUGUGUUUCUCGUGAAUUAUAUUUUAUUUCCAUAUAUGGAAGCAGAAAAAAGUAUUUUUAAAUGAUAUCACUAUACUAUGUGUAUUGACUUAAAUAAUUCAAUGUAAAAUAAAUACGUUGUAU